This is a messenger RNA of Xyrichtys novacula (pearly razorfish), 2748 nucleotides long. NCBI's taxonomy places the organism in Eukaryota, Metazoa, Chordata, Actinopteri, Labriformes, Labridae. The record is from the annotation of a GenBank genome assembly.
GUUCGCGAACGACACAACGCUAGUUGACGGAAGUUCCCAGAGAAGGAGGCAGCCAUGGUGCGUGUGAAAUCGAGGUAAAAUGUGCCCAUCACGUACCAUUUUCAUCAAACUUUGAUUUAGUCGUUAAUCCCUGACUUAAAUUCAUUUGUAAUCUGUAGGUACUUGCUGUGUGAGAUCAAUGUACCGGACAGGAGCCGUCUGUUUCUGCUGGAUGACAGAGCUGUUGCAGCGGCAGUGAAGGCAGCUGUCGCCCGCAUGCAUGGGGACUACGGGGCGGCUCUCUGUAGCAUCAGAUUCUCAGGUUAGUUGUGGUUCAAGUUUUAUGAUACUACAUUUUUAAUCGAACAUUUUUGCACUCUUGAUAAUUUAGCCAUACUUCAGUAGUCAGCAAGUUUACCUAAGUUUUGGUGAAACUUAGGUGGAAGCCCCUGAUUUAACAGUUUCUAGUUGUUUCCAAAUUAAUUAGAUCACACAAAUAAAAAGUAAGCGAGCAGAAAAUGGCUUUACAAUUAAAAACAGGCCUAUGAUUAAUUUAUUUUGUGGGUAGAAAUUGUUGGCCAACUUUAGCUGGAGGAAUUAUGAAUUUUCAAGAACUUUAUGCAUGUCUGAAAGGGGAAACAGAUUUAAGGGUUUGUAAUAAACUUCAGAGCUUGAUGGGUAACAUUAGUCAGAGAGUGAUGGUACUAAGAUGAUGUACACAUAUGCUAAAAAACACUACAGUCAAUCAAGGCCAAAAAAAAGCAGCAGUAAGAAAUAUCAAAUAUUAAAAAAAUGUAAGUUCACGCCCCAGCUCUUCGUCUCAUAAUCGAUAGUAGACACACUGGUGGCAUCUCAUGAGAAACAGUUAGUGUCAGGAUCCCAAAUCUCUUCCUGUUCUUUGCCUAUUAAUACAGCUCAACCAACUGCUUCAUGGUCUCUCUUUUUAUUUUGUCUUCCAGUAAAAUAUCUGAACGCUCACACUGGAAUAGUGUUCCUGCGUUUCCCCAAAAAGUGUUACAGACUCCUCUGGUCUGCAUUACCUUUCAUCACCUGUAUAGAAACACGAGGGCAGAAAAUCGAAUGUUUUCUCAACUGUUUGCAUGUAGGAGGUAAGAAAAUAAACCGCCUUUACACCAUAAAUCAGACAUUGAAAAUAACAUUAAAUACUAACCAGACAAUAAUAAAAUAUGUUGUGUUUUCUAGGAACAAUCAGAACAUGUCAGAAGUUUCUGGUCAAGUAUAACACCCAGCAACUUCACCGAAUGCUUCCUAAAUGUAAAAGUGAAGGUAAGGAAAUUGUAAUAUUAUACCAAGCAUUUUUAUUAGGCUGAACCAGAUGUUGAGCAUUCGUUUUUUUUCAUGAAUAAGAUUCCUGUUUUGACCUGAAAUGUGAGCCAGCAUUCUUAAGUUUGAUUGUCACAGCCUGAAGUUUACAGCAAACUGUAACUCUCAAUACAAAACUUUGAAUUGAUAUGACAAAGAGAAAACUGAUUGAUCCCAAUUUCAAUUUCUGUUUCUUCACAGAAGAAAGAUCCCAGGUUCGUGAAGCUAUUCUCAAAUGCUGCCUUACAAGAGGAAACAAGCAAGAAUUUGGAGAAGAAUCUGACAGCGAGGACGAUGAAGAGCAGUGACUGCAGAGAAUGCAGUAAAUGAAAAGCAGCUGUGGAGCCAUCAUAUGAUUCCUGUUUCUGACUGAAAUUUGGCCUGAAACUGACAGGAAAGAGGAUAAUAAGAAAGGAAAUAUCCAGACGUAUACAUGUCUAUAUUAGAGGGAGACAUCACAUGAUGCAUUCUUCAUCAGACAGAGAUAUUACAUGUGGUUUAUCACACUUUAUCACAUAAAUAUGUAAGCUGGCAGAGGGGCCUGCUGGUCAGGAUGAAAAUGAAUUAAAGAAGGUCAUGAGAGUGAACACUGAUAUGUUAUUAUCCUUCAGUUUUGUUUUCUUGCGGGAGGAGUUUUGAGCUGUUUAUGAAACAGACUCUAAUUAUUAUUAUUAUUAUUAAUGCCUCUUUAUAAUUACAAAAUUGAAAGUGAACGUCAGACUUAUUGAUUAAUUGUACAUAGUUACAUAGUACAAAGUGUACAGAAUAAAAUUGAUUUUCCAACCUUGUUUCUCCUGGUUCAAAAAUGACAGAGUCCCUUUAGUCCAUUUUAAUCUGAAGGAAGAGUUUUUUUUGUUUCUGAAUGCUUUUAUUUUAUUUUUGUACACAUAAUCUGUUCACAUAUUAAAGUACUACAUCCAAGAAACUAUACUGUAAUUUGUGUCCUAGAAUAACUUUUGCAUACAUUUUGGUUGACCAUGCACACUUAUAGAAACUUUGUGGUCAAAUCAUCAAUAUGGCUUUUUUUAAAGCUUACUUGAAAAAAUUUUUGUUAUUCCAUUUUAUUAUUACUAUUACCGUCAUUAUUGUUUUAUUAUGAUUUUAUUAUCUUUAUUAAUAUCGUCUUUAUCGUCUUCUUAUCGUCUUUAUGCCCCCUCUUUUAUUACAUUUCUUUUUCUUAGCUAUUUUAUGUUUUUAUUUUGGUCCGCAUGGUCUCAUUUAUGUUGUAGGAUUGUUGUAUUGUUUGGGGUUUCUUAUGAAAAUUGAUAUUGUUCUUCAAUUCGGAGGCCUUGUUUUUAACUGAGCCUUAGUUUUUUUAUUUGUUUUUAUUUCCAUGUGCAUUUUCUGUGCUUUUUUCUGUGACUGUUUGUCAAAGCACUUUGUAAACUUCUGUUUUUAAAAGUGCUAUAAAAAUAAAGUUAUUAUUAUCAGUAGUAGUAGUAUUAA